This is a messenger RNA of Haemonchus placei, 408 nucleotides long. The record is from the annotation of a GenBank genome assembly. NCBI's taxonomy places the organism in Eukaryota, Metazoa, Nematoda, Chromadorea, Rhabditida, Trichostrongylidae.
AUGGCCUUGACAACGAGUGACUAUGAUCUAUGAGUUGAUCCAUAUCAUGUUGAGAAAACGGGCUCCUGUUGUGAAGUUUGCAGUCUGGCGGGCCCAACACCUAUUGUAAGAGCAAUACUAUGUAAACCGUCAGUCUCUGGAGGAGUCAUUGUGAUUGGAGGAUGUGAACUAGAUGUUCCACAGUCAUCGCAGGAUCCACUUAUUCCUUCGGAGUAUUCGGUGACGAAAAUCAUAGAAAAACGUGUUCGUGAUUACUUCAACAACCAUGGAGAUAUUGAAUUGGAAGGAUUCAUUCUUCAUUACAACGUAUCGUUAGAUGGUCCAUGUCCACUAAUUUACGCAUGUGUUGCAACUCCCUCAUUUGGCUCGGAAAGAGCACAGGAGUUCCUCUGUGCUGUCAAGGUAUGA